Messenger RNA from Ochotona princeps (American pika), 1671 nucleotides. Its product is annotated as diphosphoinositol polyphosphate phosphohydrolase 3-alpha-like. Lineage: Eukaryota; Metazoa; Chordata; Mammalia; Lagomorpha; Ochotonidae. Gene Ontology annotation, molecular function: bis(5'-adenosyl)-pentaphosphatase activity; endopolyphosphatase activity; bis(5'-adenosyl)-hexaphosphatase activity. The transcript has 2 exons. The record is from RefSeq and is a predicted model, not a curated record. Gene Ontology annotation, biological process: diphosphoinositol polyphosphate metabolic process; adenosine 5'-(hexahydrogen pentaphosphate) catabolic process; diadenosine hexaphosphate catabolic process. Bases 2 to 526 code for a protein of 174 amino acids. Gene Ontology annotation, cellular component: nucleus; cytoplasm.
GAUGAAGUGCAAGCCGAACCAGACGCGCACCUACGACCCCGAGGGCUUCAAGCAGCGCGCCGCGUGCCUGUGCUUCCGCAGCGAGCGCGAGGACGAGGUGCUGCUGGUGAGCAGCAGCCGCCACCCGGACCGCUGGAUCGUGCCCGGCGGGGGCAUGGAGCCCGAGGAGGAGCCGUGCGGCGCGGCCGUGCGCGAGGUGUACGAGGAGGCGGGCGUCAGGGGCAAGUUGGGCCGGCUGCUGGGCGUCUUCGAGCAGAACCAGGCCCGCAAGCACCGCACCUACGUGUAUGUGCUGACCGUCACCGAGCUGCUGGAGGACUGGGAGGACUCGGUGAACAUCGGCAGGAAGCGCGAGUGGUUCAAAGUCGACGAUGCCAUCAAGGUGCUGCAGUGCCACAAGCCGGUGCACGCCGAGUACCUGCAGAAGCUCCGGCGGGGUGGCUCCCCAGCGCGUGGCAACUGCGUGGCCUCCUCGCCGCUGCCGCCGCCGCCGCCGCCGCCACCCCCGGCCGGCCAGCUCUGGUGAAUGGCAUAAAUGUUCUUCAGAUUUACUUUGAAAGAAUCGAGUAUGUGACCCCAGUGGUGAAUGGAAUUGUGAAGCACAGGUGAGCUCUCGCCACUGCCAAGGACUCAGUCCACCCUCUGCUCUUGGAGACUUCUUGCUUUUCUAGUACGAUUGCUCUUCUGCGGGUUCUUGCACUAGCACUGUAUCUAUAAGGAAUUCUAAUUUGGCACUUAAGACUUUUUUUUGUGCUUUUGUGGUAAUUUGUCCCAUGUUUCCCUUCAGAUUAAAUGGCCCUCAAUGCAAGGAAUUGUUUCCUUAGCCUUUUGAUAAUAUCUAGCAUACAAGACACUGCUUGAAACACAGUAGGUAUCACUGAAGGUUUGUUUAAACAGUUCAUAUUUUGUAAUGGCAUUGAAUGGUAAAUCAUUUGCCUUCUAAUCUCUCUAGCAUAUAUGUGGCUUUUGUAUAGUUCAGGUAUCACACAGUUGUCUUAAUUCAGCUGUGAGAUAAUAGCAAAACUUCUCACACUCAUGUUUUUUCCCACCUAAUCGCAGUAUACUACACCCCCUGUGGAAUAUACUUGCCAGAAUUUUAAGCCUAAAUUUCAUCAUGCCUUUAGAUAUAAUUCUAAUCCAUAGAAAAUACAAGGGACUGAACAAAAUCUUACUCUACACCACAAAGAGGAGAUCAGCAGAAUCCAGACUGCAGGAAAUACAGGACAAGUGACCCAGUUUCUUCAGCAAAUAAAUUGCAAGAAGGAAAGAAGAUGAAUCUACAUAUUAAAAGAUAGUUGAGAGACAUGUUAAUUAAAUAUGUAGAUCUGAUUUGGGUCCUUAUUUGAACACACUGUAAAAUUAAUGCAUUUGUAAGACAAUCGAAAUAAUUUGAACCUUUCCUGCAUAAUUUGUUAGUUGGGAUAAAUGGUAUCGUGGUUGUGCUAGAUAAAAGAUUCCUUAUCUACAUUCUCAAAUGUUUACAUUUGAAAUGAUGUGUCUGGGAUUUCCUUCAAAGUAAUAAGUCUGAUGUUAAGUAAAUUGGAGAUUUCACUCAAGCAAGAUCCGCCUUGGUAAUUGUUAAAACUGGGAGAUGGUUUAAUGUUUCAUUAUAUGUUCAUCACUGCUUUUGUAUGUUUGACAUUUUCCACAAUAAAAGAUUAAUAAAAAUAA